CUGAUUAUUGGUGGACGGAAGUCUCGCUCCGGUCAGUGGCCUUGGCAGGUGUCCUUACAGAUUAUUACCUCGACCACACCAUGGCACAGAUGUGGGGGUGUCCUGGUGCACGAGAGAUGGGUGCUUACAGCGGCACACUGUGUGGAGGGGUAAGAGAGGAGCUUUUUUUUUUUCAUCUCACCCAUGGUCAUGUGAGGCACACCUUUUAGACACGCCUACUCUUAGACGCACCUAUUUUGUCAGAUACACCUACUCUGUUAGACUUUCCUACACAUUUUUAGAAACAUCUACUUUAUCAUACACACCUAAUCGGCUGUAUUCUGUCAUAGUUUUCUUCAAUCAUACUAUUAGGCAGUAAUACUUUGUUGUUCUCCAUUACAUUAUUAUACACUGCCUCUUUUUACCUGUCAUAAUUUCCUCUAUUUGUAUACUCUUUAGAUACUGUAAAGACCUAUUUUUGUAUUACUUAUAAUUUUGAUUUAAAUUUUAAAAGUUGCUAGUGAAACAAUAAAAAUAAAAUUUGCAGUCUAAAAAAAUAUUUCUUUUUCGGAAAUAUGUAAAUUGAAAGUUUUUGCCUUAUCGUAAAUAGUGAAAUGGACGAGUAAAGACAGAGUUUUCGCGUUCCUGUCAUUAUUUGACUCUAAGAUUCCAGAGAUUUUGAUUCCUGCAUGUCAUAAAUAAACUUACGAAUGUCUCCUUCAAACACAUGAAUGUCUCCUUCAAACACAUGAAUGUCUCCUUCAAACACAUGAAUGUCACCUUCAAACACAUGCAUAUCACAGUUAAAGACAUGAAUGUCCCAUUUAAACACGAAUGCAACAUUUCAAUAUAUAAAUGUCCCAUUUGAAUGCAUCUCUGAUCGCCAGGUCAUUCUAUGGGGACAUACGGAACUGGCGAGUGGUCAUGGCAGACUAUGACCUUGACACUGUGUCAGGAAACGAGAUCUACAGAGACGUUGUGCGGGUCAUAAGUGUAAGUUUGUUUAAUAUUGGCGGUCACGGUCAGCUAGCAGCAUGGGGGUCAUAUAAUACAUUAGUACAGCAAAUGUUGAGAUCAAAGUUUGAUAGCUAGUUUUAUGUCCCAGAUAUUGAGCAUCCCCAUUCAGGUUCAUUAGCGCCAAUUUCUCUAUCAUUAGCACCCCGAUUAGAGACACUACCACACCCAUUCCCAUAUUCACGAGCACAGCAGUCAGCUUAAUGAGCACCCCAAUCAGAAUCAUGAACAUCUCAGUCUCAGCCAAUGAAACUGAAAAGAUCCCAUUGACACACGUGUUAGAAGCACUAAACGAAUAGGAAAACCCCGUUAACAAACCACCAUUUUGGUUACACGUGAAUUAUCUUUUGUAAUUGACAGCAUCCUGGCUAUGUCCGGACAAGCAACUUCCCAAAUGACGUGGCUCUGCUAGAGCUGGACUCACCCGUUGAUCUGACCUCGGGCGAUGUUCAGACGGCGUGUCUACCAGACAGGAGUAUGCAACUUGGAGCUGGCACUCAUUGUUGGAUCAGUGGCUGGGGCGAGACCAGGGGUAAGGACAUUCUAGCAUUGUUGGGGGGGGGGUGUCUAGAGGUAAGGCCGCUAUAGCAUUGGGGGCGUGAGGGCAUUCGAGGUUUGUUUUUUUUUUUUUUGUGGGGGGGGGGGGGGGUUAAAGCAAUAGCAUUCACCUUCUAUGAGAUCUCUAUUUCAGCAAACUUCACCAUAUUCCAGAAACAGUAAAAUUUGGUUAAUAUUUCAUGUUCUAAUUAUGUAGGAUCCUUGGAUUAACUCUUCACACGAUAGGAUCAACUUUUCACAUAAUAGGAUCAAAUCUUCACAUAAUAAGAUCAUCUCUUCACAUAAUAGGAUCAAAUCUUCACAUAACAGGAUCAACUCUUCACAUAAUAGGAUUUUUUUUUAUAAAAAGCAUCCAUAAAUUUAAAUUAAAUUUUAUUUGGUUGUUCAGUUUUGAGCUGACAAUGUCACUUUUUUUAGAUCUUCUUAUUAGGUCUCCAUUAAAUUGUUUUAUAUAAAAAGCAAAUUUAAUAAGAGAAGAGAAUUGUGCGGUCCUUGAGAUCAGAAGAGAUUAUCAUUUGACUUAUUUUAGUGGGAACAUGAGUUGUUAUAUGGAUAGCAUGACAUUAACGUAAUUGGAAAAUAUUGAUGCCAUGCCAUCGUUACGAAUUAUUAGUGUGUGUGUGUGUGUCACAUGUCACCACGACUAAUGUUUAUCAUGAACAAACCAGGUACUGGAGGGACAGAGAAUACCAUGAAUGAGGUCCCUGUUGAUGUAGUGGCCAAUGAGGAAUGUGCCGAAAUGUGGGGCAAGGUCAACAUUGACGUCCUGGAAACUCAGGUCUGCCUGGGUUAUGGAGAUACAGGAGCUUGUUACGUAAGUAGGCAGUACACGUGCUGUCUGUCACUGAUCUUGACAGAUCUAAUCUGGCUGUCACUGCUAUUGACAGAUCUAAUGAGGCUGUCACUGCUCUUGACAGAUCUAAUGCCCAUGACAUACCACUAUACACUUCCCUCAUACAAAAAAUAUAUUUGCCAUUUGUCUGGGUUUUACCCCGUCUUGCUAGUUGCUUGACUCAAGUUGUCAGAGCUGUCUGUCAAAUUAUCGCCAAAGACCUUAACUUUUUGUUUAACUAUUAACAUUCUUUUUAUUUCAUCCAGUAAAUAUUGUAAAUAUGUCUUGUUUGUCAAAAUUGGUUGACAUCAGACAUUCAUAUUAUUUAAUUUUACUGAAGAAUAUUUGAGGGGAAAAAUUUAAUGAAAAAUGUAAAUGACUGUAUAACUGUAAGAGGCAUAUAUAUUUAAAGAAAGAGCUAAAUGUAGAAGCUUUGAAAUUAUAGAUAUUUUAAUUGCUCACAAAAACUCUGCAUAUUUUUCUGAAUCAUUCUUUGAAUAAAUUUUUAUAUUUAAUAUUCUUUUUAUUUUUUUUAAAUAAUUCAUAUUCUUAUUUGACUAAAUUCUUUUAAAACCUGCUCCAAUGUCACAGGGGGACUCAGGGGGACCACUGAUGUGUGAGGACCAUGGAAGGUUCUAUGUGGCUGGGGUCAUGUCCUGGCUUAUCAACAACUGCUCGGCCACAAAUUUCCCCAAUGUCUUCACCCGACUCCCAAACUACAUGGAUUGGGUCUAUGAGCACCUGGACUACUUUGAGUGGCUUAGGUACCUGUAG
Molecule: messenger RNA, 3157 nt
Organism: Lymnaea stagnalis (great pond snail)
Lineage: Eukaryota; Metazoa; Mollusca; Gastropoda; Lymnaeidae
Source: the annotation of a GenBank genome assembly